CAGUCCCCGGAUGAGGGCAAGAUGGCGGCGGUGGGGAUGGCGGCGCUGAAGCGGCUGUGCUGCGUCGCCGUUUUCCUCUCGCAGCUCUACGUCCUCUCCGGCCGGGGGUCGCUGAGCUUGGAGCAUUCUCAUUCACAGGCUUCGCUCACAAAAAUUGCGGGGCUCCCUUCGAGCACUCACAUCCCAGCAUCCAAAGUGCCAGAGGGUACCUCAAUUCCAGCUUAUGUGACCCGAUGCCCAAGUAAUGGGAUUUGUAGCCGGCUGCCUCCAGAAUGUAUGACCUGCAGAACAAACUAUUCUUGUGUCUAUGGCAAAUCAGUUGCGUUUGAAUGUGAAGCCAAACCCCAGGUCCAUUGUGUUGAUCAAAGUAACAACCCUCAGAAGACGUUCUUGAUUAACAUGACUUGCCAAUUUUGCUGGCAGCUGCCACCCUCAAACUACCUUUGCUCCAAUCCUACCAACUGCAAGACAGUCUCGUGCCCACGAGAACGCUACACAGCCAAUUGCACUGUGAGAGACCACAUCCAUUGCCUUGGAAAUCGUACUUUUCCCAAGAUGCUCUAUUGCAACUGGACUGGAGGCUACAAAUGGUCAACAGCCUUGGCUUUAAGCAUUACGCUCGGUGGCUUUGGUGCAGACCGGUUCUACCUGGGACAGUGGCGGGAGGGGCUGGGCAAACUCUUCAGUUUUGGUGGUCUGGGAAUCUGGACGCUGAUAGAUGUGCUCCUGAUUGGAGUUGGGUACGUGGGUCCCACAGACGGUUCACUCUACAUCUAAGCAUCGAGACAAAACAAUCAGGUGGAUCACCCCGAGAAAUUCACAGAUCGGACUUGAAUGAUCUCUCUGGAAUUGCUUGCACGUCCGUUUUAAUGUACAGUAUCUGUACUCGGCCUGCCUUUAUUUUAAGGUAAAAUAAAUGACUUGUGGAAUGCU
Messenger RNA from Pantherophis guttatus, 933 nucleotides. It is a transcript of the gene TM2D3, whose product is annotated as TM2 domain containing 3. The record is from RefSeq and is a predicted model, not a curated record. NCBI's taxonomy places the organism in Eukaryota, Metazoa, Chordata, Lepidosauria, Squamata, Colubridae.